Messenger RNA from Zea mays, 2057 nucleotides. Its product is annotated as DNA-3-methyladenine glycosylase I. Gene Ontology annotation, biological process: base-excision repair. The record is from RefSeq and is marked validated. Bases 549 to 1805 code for a protein of 418 amino acids. The transcript has 5 exons. Lineage: Eukaryota; Viridiplantae; Streptophyta; Magnoliopsida; Poales; Poaceae. Gene Ontology annotation, molecular function: DNA-3-methyladenine glycosylase activity.
CUCCUUUCUCUCCUUGGAUUCCACUACUCCCUCGUCCUCGGAGCAGUUGCUGCAGCUGCAACCCCCCUGCGCCUCUCUUCUCCCGGUCCCACCCGCCCCUCCGCCGCCUAGGGCUUCCAAAUCCCCUCAGCUUCCCCGGAUUCCGCUUUCCCCCGUCGCUGCAAGGUUCCGGGAGGUUCUAAUCUCCUUUGAGCGCCGCCUGCCCGCCGUGGCUGUUUCUCGGUGUUCACCGCGUUCCUCCGUGCAAUGCGGGGCCUAAACGCGGCUGGGGUUAGGGUUCCUGGCCCGCAGCUCGCUUCAAUUUGAUUUUUUGGAGGUUUUUAUAGGGAGGAGAAAGAGUCCGGAUUUCGAGGAGUUAGUGGUUGCGUGCUUGUCUCGGCGGAGGUGAAUCUCAAGUUCGUGGCCGGGGUUUUAGCUCGACGAGGCGGACAAUUUUCUACGAGGGAUUGGAAUUCUUUGCUCGGUUUUUGAGGUGCCCGUGUGGAAAGCCCGGUAAUUUUUGAAUUUUUGGGCGGUAAAAACCUGUUGGUUAGGCUGUGGUGGUUUCUAUGGCCGGGGCGCCGAGGGCCCGGUCCCUGAACAUCGCGGUUCCGGAGGCAGAGGCGAGGCCGGUGCUGGUGCCAGGAGGCAACAAGGCCAGGUCGGGCCCGGCGAACGCCCGGAAACCGUCGCCGAAGCCCGUGAGGAAGGCGGAGCCGGCGCCGGCGGGGACGCCAGCGGAGACUGUGCCCGCCGCGACCAAGGCGGAAGAGGGCGCAAAGAGGAAUGCAGUCGGCGGGGGUGGAGGUGGCGCGCCCAAGAGUGCGUCCCCGGUGCCGUCGCCGCGGCGCACACCUCCUGGGCCGCCGUCGAGGAGGAACGACGCGCCGCUGUCGCAUCCGGGCUUGCCGCUCAGCGCGUCUUGCUCCUCGGAUGCAUCCGCGGAGUCGGUCCGCGCCCGGCGGGCUUUCACCGGGAAAGUAGAGAAGGGCCGGUCGGUGCCGACGGCUCAACCGAAGCAAGGCAAGGCUGUGGGUAAGGCGGUGGAGAGCAAGCCCAUCCGCGUGGAGGUUGUUGCUCCGAUGACAGUGACACCAGAGGCUGUGCAAGGGAAGAGGAGGUGCGCGUGGGUUACUCCAACCACCGAUCCUUGCUAUGUCACUUUCCAUGAUGAGGAGUGGGGAGUUCCCGUGCACAAUGAUAGGAGAUUGUUCGAACUACUUGUACUAUCUGGUGCAUUAGCUGAGCUUACGUGGCCUGAAAUUCUCAAGAAGAGGCAACUUUUCAGGGAAAUUUUCAUGGAGUUUGACCCUGCUGCUGUCUCUGAAAUAAAUGAGAAGAAGCUUGUGGCACCUGGAUGCGUUGCCCAUUCUCUUUUAUCAGAGCAAAAGCUCCGAGCUGUACUUGAGAAUGCUCGCCAGAUACUAAAGAUCGCUGACGAAUUUGGAUCCUUUGAUCGGUACUGCUGGGGUUUUCUGAACCACAAGCCUAUAGUAAGCAAGUUCCGCUAUCCAAGACAAGUUCCUGUGAAGAGCCCCAAGGCAGAUAUAAUCAGCAAAGACAUGAUGAGAAGGGGGUUCCGAGGCGUGGGCCCGACGGUCAUAUAUUCCUUCAUGCAGGCUGCGGGGCUAACAAAUGAUCACCUAGUCAGUUGCUUCCGGUUCGAGCAUUGCAGUGCCGUGCCAACUCUUUGCGCAUGCGACAUCGACAGGGCAAACACGAAGGCGGAUCUGAAAAAAGAUGAGGUGACAGCGAAGAUCUAUCGCGAGGAGGUAAUCGCAAACCCAGAGAUGCUGAGGACGAUCGAUGCUCUUACCGUUUCGUAGCACCAUGUGGGAAUGGAAGAGCAACGUGGUCGCUGAACUUGUGUCAUCUCUUAUGUAGACAGUGUGCUAGGCUAUCCUUUGCAUUGAGGUCAGAAAUCAAAAAAAUGCUUAUUAUGUAAAAAAUCGUUCUGUUGCUAAUGCUUACUCUGUUGUACAUUGAAUGGUUGGGGGAAGCUAAGGAUGGUGGCCUUUUCUUACUGAUCCAGAAACUGUCGAAUUACUUGCUGUCAAUAAUUCAGCAGUUUUCUCCUG